CGCGAACCAGAAGCAGCAGAUAGUGUGACAGAUAGCGCAGUAGAAAGCCAGGCUGGAGCCGCGCUGGGAAUAAGGGGCCUGCCAGAGUCAACGCAAGAACAACGCCUUUCUACACUAGCUAAGGAAACCAACAACAGGAGCUACAGAAUGGCACUGGACAUCUACGACACUCAGUACCUUCUCAUCCUGGCCCCCUCCCUGGUUAUUGCCCUCAUGUUCCUCUUCUUCUGGCUCUUCAUGAAGGAAACCUCCUAUGACGAGGUGCUGGCUCGGCAGAAACGCAACCUAAAGCUGCCACCCACCAAGCCAGACCUCCGUAAGAAGAACGAAAAGAAAAAGAGCAAAAAGAAGGAGAGCGCCAGCGGAGGAACAGCUGGAGGAGGCGGAGGAGAGUCAGAGGAGGAUCUGAAGGAUUUUAAUGUGGCUGAUGGCGCAGAGAGCUCCAGUCUGGAGGAGGAACCUGCACCCGUGAUUACCCCGGCACCUGUGGCCUACGAGCCCGUUUCCUUGUCUCCGCCGGCUCCCGUCAGUUUGAGGGAGCGAAAGAAGAAGGAGAAAAAAGCUGCAAAGGCCGCUGCUAAUGCGGCUGCAGCAGCUGCCCUCUCGGAAGAGCUGGAAGUGAACGAUUCCAAGCUGGUCAGCCACAAACCGGAGCUGCAAGUGAAUGCAAGCAAGCCGUUAGGGUCGCCUUCUCCACAGCCUGAGGUCCAGGCUCCGGUCCAGGCUCCGGUCCAGGCUCCGGUCCAGGCUCCGGUCCAGGCUCCGGUCCAGGCUCCGGUCCAGGCUCCGGUCCAGGCUCAGACACCUCCCCAAAUAUCUGGGAAGAAAAAGGAAAAGAAGAAGCAGAAAGUGGAGGCCGUUAAUGUGCAGCAGUCAGAGGUGAAAGCAGAGCAAACUCCAGUACCAAACAAGAAGGAAGCCCCCACUGCAGCAGAAACCAACGUUUCUGAUGCUCCCAGUGGAAAGAAAAGAAACUCUGCCAAGAGGCAAAAGACUGAACCUGUAGACGAAGCCCCCAUUUUGGCGAGUUCAGCCGCUUCUGCAAACCACCAGGCCGCUCAUAAGGAGGAUUUACCAUCCAAAGGAUCUGGCAAGAAACACAAGAAUGAAACUGAUAAAGAGAACGCUGGGCUGAAGCUGAAGGAGCUGCUUUCUGGUCUGUCCAGCCUGGUUCUGUCAGAAGCAGAAGCUGUCAGUGUGCUGGCUCUCAUUGGAGAGAGGAGUCCUAAUGCCUUAGAUGCCUGGCACAAAUCAUCAAGCAGGCCUGACCCCGCCGCCCAGGAACGAGAGAAACUUCUUACCACUCUGCAGGAGGAAGCUUCCAUCGCCAAAGACAAAGUGAAACAGCUCAGCCAGGAGUUUCAAGUUGAGAAGCAAAAGACUGGGCGAGUGGAGGCCAUGAUGAGAGAGCAGCGAGCAGCCAUGGAGAAAGAGCUGGGGAACAUGCAGGCGAAAGCACAGGGAAGCUACCAGGAGCUUCAAGCCAUGCAGAUAAAGUUUCAGCAGGUGAGGGAGCAGCUGGAAAGCCAGAUCUCACGGCUGCAGCAGGAGAACAGUAUCCUGAGGGACGCUGUCAGCUCAGCCACCAACCAGAUGGAGAACAAGAAUUCAGCAGAGCUGAACAAGCUGCGCUCAGAGUACGCCGCUCUGAUGAAAGAGCUGGCAGACAGCAACAGCAAGCUGCAGCAGGAGGAGCACCAGAGGAAAUCACUGGAGGUCAGCUACAAGCAGAACGUGUCCCAGCUGGAGGCCCAAUUGCAGGAUGCAAAACGCAGCUGGGAAGAAUUGCAAAACUUCCUCCACAAUGUCAAUGCCGAAAGAGAGAAACUUCAGGCCUCCAAGCAAGAGCUCCACAGCCAGUUGCUGGCAGCCGAGUCAGAGAUGAACAACAAGAACAAGGAGAUCCAGGGGCUCCACAGCAGCCUGACUGAAGCCAUGGUGUCUCAGGAGCGGCUGGAGCAGAGAGUGAUUGAAAUAUCCCAACGCAGUAUUUCUGAUGAAUCACUGCAGGUUCAGGAAUUGUUGAACGAAAACAAGAGUCUUCAGGUCCAGAAUGAAAGCCUGCAGGCCCAGUUCUCCUCUCAGGCAAACCAUAUCUCCCACAUUGAGGAGCUCCAAAAGCUACUUGCUGAAAAGGAACUGCAGAGAAAAAGUCUGGAGGAUUCUCUGAAUGCUGAGAGGAGCAGUGGGGCCAGUAGAGAGACUAACAUGCAGGCUUUGCACAAAGAGAACAUGUCAUUAAAGGCAGAACUUCAGAAACUGCAGGCCCAGAUUUCUGAACAGGCUGCUUCCCAGCUGGUUUUUGAGCAGUUCCAGAAGAGUGCCCUGGAGAAAGAGGAGAACAUGAAAACUGUGGAGGGCCUGCUGGAGAAAGGGCUAAUCGAGGUGGCCAACAAAGAGGAGGAGCUAAAGGCAGUAAGAGAAGAGAAAGAAGCACUUCAACACGAAAUUGAGAACAUUAAAAGAAAGCUGGAAGAACAGGAAUCCACACAAUUGGUAGAAGAACUCACAAGCAAGCUCCAAGAGAGAGACUUGAAGCUGAAAUCUAUUGAAGAGAGUCUACAAGCAGAACUGGAAACCCGCUCUUCCCAAGAGAAGACGAUUGAGGCUCUGCAGAAGCAGCUGGCUGACCUCAAGGAAGAUUUGGAGCAGCAGAAAAAGACAUCAGAGGAGCAGUCCAGUUCUAGUGUUCAGCUCAAAGAACUCCAGGAUCAGCUUGUAGUGAAGGAGCAGGAAACCCACCAGCUGCAGGCGGAGUUGGAGGCAAAGACGAAGGAGUUGUGUAAGAAGGCAGAGCAGGUAGAACAGCAGUCCCACGCAGGAGUGCCGAGCCCGGAGCUCCUCGCUGUGUUGUCAGAGAAGGAGCAGCAGCUCUGCAGUCUGCAGGGGGAGCUGGCUGAGCUGCGGGGCUCACUGGAGCUUCACAGGAAAAAGAACAACGAGCUUCGGGAGAAAAACUGGAGUGCAAUGGAAGCUCUAUCAGCCACCGAGUCCAUGCUUCAAGGAAAACUCAGCAAAGCUGUCAAGGAGCACGAAGCAGCGCUGGGUUUGUCUCAAGCUGAGUGUCGAGAUGUUCUGCACAGACUUCUGCCGCAUGUGCCUCUGCCUUCAGGACAGAACCAUCAGGAGUGGCUUCAAAGAUUCGAGAAGGCAGCAGCAGAAAGUGCAGCUGCACAAUCCAACCAAGCAUCACUGGACUCUGAGGGAUUGACUGAAAAACUGAAGGAAGCAGAGGAAACCCAACGGAAUCUACAGAAAGACUGUGAAACAUACAAGAAGGUUUUGGCAGAGACGGAGGGAAUCUUGCAGCGCCUCCAGAGCAGCGUUGAGCAGGAGGAGUCCCGCUGGAAGAUGAUGGUGCAGGCAUCGCAGGACGAGCUUAGAGAGAUGAGCCGGAAAGUUUUAAGUUUAGAGCAAGAGGUUGAAAGGCUGACUGAUGGAGGCGAAUUGGAGAAUCUGAGAAGAGAAAAGCAGCACUUGGAGUCUGAGCUAGAAAGGGCAGAGCACGAGAGCGCCACCUAUGUAACAGAAGUCAGAGAGCUCAAAGAUCUGUUGACUGAGUUGCAGACCAGACUUGACGGCUCUUAUACAGAAGCUAACAGACAGAAUGAGGAGCUGACUUUGCUGAAAACUCAGCUCACGGAGACGCUGUCCAAGCUGGAGGCGGAGGAGAACGAGAGGCAAAAGGUUGCUGGUGACCUUUACAAGGCCCAGCAGUCUCUUGAACUCAUCCAGGGGGAGCUCUCAAAUCUGACGGACAGCACUGACGACUUGAUCGAGAACAGCAGUCUGUUGUCACAGACGGAGGAGAUGGACAAGAAGGAGAAGAUGACUGCAGGGCUGAAUCAAACCGUUCGAGAAAUGCAGCAGCUGCUUCAAGCUGUCAGCAAACAACUCACUAAGGGACAAGAUGAAGAGGCUGAAAAAGACCAUCCUAAGGUAUAGUGGGAGCAGAGCAAAGCACCUUGCAGCCACUCUGACUGCACUACACAAAGGCCACCUUUGAGCUUCAAACCUUUUUUCCACCCCACUAUACUUCCCGCCACAGCCAGCCACCUCCCUCAACACCCCACCCUCUGCACCCACAUUUUAAGAAGCCUGUUGGCUACCAGGGAGCAGGCAACGGUUCAUUUCUCAACACUCCAAGCACAGCACCAAAACACAAACUACUCCACUCCAGCCACAUUCCUUAGUGUUUUUUUUUUUAAUGAUUUUCUGUUUUGCACCAUCAUUUUUAUUUCUGUCUCUAAAAUGACCUCAAGCAUAAGUUAAACUGUUUGGAAACUGUUCCUGUGUUUUAAAGCACCUGUGUUGUUCAAGUGAAACCCUUUUGAAUACUACAGUCUGUUUUAUUUGUCUAGGCCAGAGAGGUACAGGUUUCCAGUUUAUUGAACAACCUGUUUUUUUUUCCAGUCUUUUUUUUCUUAACUUAAGGACAUGUAUUGUUUAAAUGUACCAGUUAGGACCUGCUGAAAUACACUAUUGUUUCUGAUCUGAUGAUUUGCCUUCUGACUCCAGAACUAAACUGUACAUCCUCCACCCAUUGCUCCUUGUGUACCUUGGUUCAGUAUUUGGGAGACGGAAGACCCGAAAGAGGUCUCAGCAUGUCAGACAGGUCACUGCGUGACUAAGUUUGGUGAUGCAUGAACAACUUGUAGUCACGUCUGUACUGCAGCUGUUAAGAGAAGGGAGUCUGUGACCUCGGAUGUGAAAGGAAGUGGUUUAAAGGUUUUUAAUCCUACUGUAACUACUCUAGAAAUAAGCAUCCCAUAUCAUAUGUAAUCAAAUCUGCUAAAUUGUUAAGUUCAUUAACACUGAAGAGUUUUUUUGUAAUGGGUGAUGUUAAUAAAAGGGAUGCUUAAUAAAUAA
Oryzias latipes (Japanese medaka) is the source of this 4869-nucleotide messenger RNA. RefSeq names its product kinectin 1 (gene ktn1). Gene Ontology annotation, biological process: protein transport; microtubule-based movement. The record is from RefSeq and is a predicted model, not a curated record. Lineage: Eukaryota; Metazoa; Chordata; Actinopteri; Beloniformes; Adrianichthyidae. Gene Ontology annotation, cellular component: endoplasmic reticulum membrane. Gene Ontology annotation, molecular function: kinesin binding.